UAAAGCUCGCCCUCCUCCCUCUACCCUGAGGCUGGCCUCAGGUGGCUGUCCUUUGACAGGAAAGAUGAACGAGGCCCAUUGGCUGUCGCAUGAAGGGUCGCAGGGCUGCGUGGUAAGGGAUGAACCCCCCAGAGAGCCUAUGGAGAACAGCCUGGGCCUAGCCCUGGCUCUAGUUGAUCGCUACGGAUAAAAUCAAAGGAGGCUGUUAUGAGAUCAUCCUCGGGUGCAGGGUACCUGGAUGCCCAGAGAUGAAGCUGCAAGGAAUUUUGAAAGGAAAUUUCAGUCUGAGCAGGCGGCUGGCUCAGUAUCCAAAAGCACACAGUUUGAGUACGCCUGGUGCCUGGUGCGAAGCAAAUACAAUGAUGACAUCCGUAAAGGCAUCAUGCUCCUGGAGGAGCUGUUGCCCAAAGGGAACAAAGAGGAACAGCGGGAUUAUGUCUUCUACCUGGCAGCGGGCAACUACCGACUCAAGGAGUAUGAGAAGGCCCUAAAGUACGUGCGAGGACUGCUGCAGACUGAGCCCCAGAACACCCAGGCCAAGGAGCUGGAGCGCCUCAUUGACAAGGCUAUGAAGAAAGAUGGACUAGUGGGCAUGGCCAUUGUUGGUGGCAUGGCCCUGGGUGUGGCGGGACUGGCCGGACUCAUUGGACUAGCUGUCUCCAAGUCCAAAUCCUGAAGACAGCCUCACCCACUCUCUGCCCUGGCGCACCCGGGAGCCUGGGGGCCACUGGAAGAGGGUCCUGUCCAUCCUCACCAUCAUCUUCCCUUUUCCUCCCCACCCCUCGUCAUCCAUCUCUGCAGUCUCCGUGACCUUCAACCUCUCAUCCCCCAGCACCUGUUGUUUAGCCCUGAGUCAAGCUUUGCAAUGAGUGUAAAUAAAAUUGGGCUGCGGCUUGGGAA
Chionomys nivalis (European snow vole) is the source of this 900-nucleotide messenger RNA. RefSeq names its product fission, mitochondrial 1 (gene Fis1). Gene Ontology annotation, cellular component: peroxisomal membrane; mitochondrial outer membrane. Lineage: Eukaryota; Metazoa; Chordata; Mammalia; Rodentia; Cricetidae. The coding region runs from base 239 to 676 and encodes 145 amino acids. The record is from RefSeq and is a predicted model, not a curated record. Gene Ontology annotation, biological process: autophagy of mitochondrion; peroxisome fission; mitochondrial fragmentation involved in apoptotic process. Gene Ontology annotation, molecular function: protein binding. The transcript has 5 exons.